AUGAGAUAGAAGCUGGACUUUGUUCCUCCACAUAUGAGUCCAGCACCGAGCUGGGCUCAAAGUCCAGCUCUCACACACACACUCACACACUCCUGCUGCGCUGUGUGUGUGUUUGUUUUCACUGUGUUCCCCUCCAGCAGCAGGAUGACCCUCUUGACCCGUCUCCCUGCGGUCCUGGUGCUGGUCCUGGUCCUGCUGGUCCGGCCGGCGGUCGGCCAGGACCCCGGGGAUCCGUCCGCCGUCCCCCCAUCGCAGCAGGAGGGCCAGGAGGGCCAGGAGGACGGGGACUGGGGCCUGAACUCCCUGCGGGGGGGCUUCGAGGCCGUCAGCGGCUACUUCGACUCGGUGCUGGAGCUCAUGGGCGGCCGGGACGGGGUGUGUCAGUACCGCUGCCGAUACGGGAAAGCCCCCCUCCCCCGGCCCGGCUACCAGAUGCCUGAACCCAACGGCUGCAGCUCCUACUUCUUCGGCCUGCCGGUUCCAGACGGGAUGGACAUGGGCAUCCCGGCCAUGACCAAGUGCUGCAACCAGCUGGACAUAUGCUACGACACCUGCGGCUCCAACAAGUACCGCUGCGACUCCAAGUUCCGCUGGUGUCUCCACAGCAUCUGCUCCGACCUGAAGAAGAGCCUGGGCUUCGUGUCCAAGGUGGAAGCGUGCGAGACGGUGGCCGACACCCUGUUCAACACCGUGUGGACGCUGGGCUGCAGGCCGUACAUGAACAGCCAGCGAGCCGCCUGCUUCUGCCAGGGAGAGGACAAGGACGAGCUGUAGGCCCGCCGCUGGCCUAUU
This is a messenger RNA of Salarias fasciatus (jewelled blenny), 792 nucleotides long. Its product is annotated as group XIIB secretory phospholipase A2-like protein. Gene Ontology annotation, biological process: triglyceride homeostasis; cholesterol homeostasis; phospholipid metabolic process. NCBI's taxonomy places the organism in Eukaryota, Metazoa, Chordata, Actinopteri, Blenniiformes, Blenniidae. Gene Ontology annotation, cellular component: extracellular region. Gene Ontology annotation, molecular function: A2-type glycerophospholipase activity; calcium ion binding. The record is from RefSeq and is a predicted model, not a curated record.